GUGCCUUAUCUGCUUCCUGUUAGUGCAGGAUAUAUAGCAGGGCUGCCUGCUCAUCAUGCUGCCUUUCCCUGUAGGAUGAAGGCAGAAGUAAAGCACGGCUAACGGCACCAAAAUUGCAGCCUCUCUCGCCACCCCUUUUGUGUGAAGGGUCCUGCCUGUGAAAGCCUGAAAAUGCAUCCUCCUGGAUUGCUGUUUUUCUUCCUAGCAGCAUGCUUCACUCCCACAGCUGACUGCCAGAGUCAGAAGUUAAGAUCCAUGCGAUGCAAUGUCAUGACGAAGUUCACCUUGAAUACAGCAUGUACUUCUUGUGCUGCAGUGCCUAAAAUGUUGUGUCCAAGAGGCUGGUUCAAGAUCACCCCAAGAUCAGGGGUGAGGGGCUGCAGAUACUCUGUCAAGUUAGGAGAAAAUACCCUUUCCCUGCCAGGGUGCCAUCACGCGUGUAAGAAGGAAAUUGAGGAGAAAAAGUGCUGUCCAGGAUUCUGGGGUACAGAGUGCUAUGAGUGUCCAGGUGGCUCUGAAAAUCCCUGCAAUGGCCAUGGGACAUGCUUGGAUGGUAUACAGCAAAAUGGGACCUGCAUCUGCAAGGAGCAAUACAGUGGGUAUGGCUGCCAGAAUUGCCGGGAUGAAAAUCGUUUUGGCCCAGGCUGUCAGUCAGAGUGUGACUGUGUGCACGGGGAAUGCGACAGCGGCGUCGCUGGGAACGGGAGCUGCACGUGCUACGGAGGCUACACAGGCCCCAGGUGUGACCAAGAGCUCCCCCUUUGCAAAGGCGUGACGUGCGAGGCCAACAGCGAGUGUGUGGUGAGGGAUGGGACAGCUGUGUGUGACUGCAAGCUGGGCUACAGGAAACAGGGCAGCACUUGCCAAGCUCAGGAUCCUUGUACUCCUUCUCCAUGUUCCCCCUUUGCUGUAUGUAAAGUUCUUGGACCACGUGCAUAUGAAUGUACCUGCAAAGAAGGAUUUCAAGGAGAUGGAAAGGUCUGCCAGCCCAUCAACCCUUGUGUUGACAGCAAUGGAGGCUGCCCAGAAAACUCUACAAUUUGUGUUUACAGACGUCCAGGAGAGGCAACUUGUGUUUGCAAGCCUGGGACAAGCAGGAGAAGUCCUUCAUCUGAGUGUUUGGCGUUUCCCAGCGACUGCCGGCAGUACCUUUGUGACGUGACUGCCACGUGUGAAAUUAACUCUCAGGGGACUCCUAGCUGUGUGUGUAAAGAAGGGGAGAUUGGAGAUGGGAGAAGUUGCUAUAAAGAUCUGUUGGGUGAGAUAAAUCAGCAUAAUUUGCGAGGAAGGUUAACUAGGAAGCUCAACGUCGCAAAGAAAAUGUUUGCUUCUGGGUGCUCCACAUUGCUGACUAAAUAUGGGCCCUUCACAGUCUUUGUACCAUCUCUUCUUCCCAUUCUUGACAGAAUGGAAUUCAAUGACACCACUGCUGAGCAGUUGUGCAGAAUGCACAUUGUUCCUGGUCUGCACUUGAUAGAAGACAUGAUAAAAGCCAAGACUAUGUGGACCUUGUCAGGACAUCAGCUGACAUUCACUAGCCAAACAUACAUCAAAUCCUUCCGGUAUCAAGACCUGCCAGGGGAACUGUACAACAUCAUGCAAUCAAAUCUCCCAGCAGCCAAUGGCAUCAUACAUAUUGUCAACAGCCUCAGGAAAAAACCCAGCUCUGACAACCUCAGAAACCCACAGAAAACCAUUGGUGAGAUCCUUGCUUCGAUGGAGAUCUUCAGUAGAUUUGAAACUAUACUGGAGAACUGUGGCCUGCCUGCAAUACUGGAUGGACCAGGCCCCUUCACUGUGUUUGUACCCAGCAAUGAUGCUGUGGAUAGGCUGAGAGAUGGAAGGCUCAUUUAUCUUUUCACAGAGGGCAUAAAUAAGCUUCAGGAGCUGGUGAAACAUCACAUCUACACUUCAGCAGCGGUGACUGUAGAGCAGCUGAUCAUGAUGCCACACAUCGUUACCAUGGCUAACCAGAUACUCACCAUCAACAUUAGUGCAGAUGGAAGAAUUCUGAUGGAUGAACCAGGGAUCCCCUUGAACAUGCGAGACAUUGUGGCUUCUAAUGGCAUUAUUCACACUUUGGAUGGCAUCUUCAUCCCUCCGUCAAUCGUUCCCAUUUUGCCUCACAGAUGCAAUGAAGAGCAACAUAAGAUUGUGAUGGGCUCUUGUGUGGAUUGUGAGGCCCUCAACAACAGCAUUUGCCCACCUGGCAGCAAGGAAAUGGAAUCAACGCUCUCCCCAAAGGAGUGUGUUUACAUCCAUGAUCCACAGGGCCUGAACGUCCUGAAGAAGGGGUGUGCCAAGUACUGCAAUCAAACCAUCACGAAACCUGGAUGCUGCAAAGGCUUCUUUGGCCCAGACUGCAUACCAUGCCCAGGGGGAUUUUCUAGUCCAUGCUAUGGCCGGGGAAAUUGCAGUGACGGUAUUCAAGGGAAUGGCAACUGUAACUGCUUUGAAGGUUUCAAAGGCACAGCCUGCCACAUCUGUGCAAACCCAAACAAGCAUGGCGAGAACUGUGAUGAAGAUUGUGGCUGUGUCCACGGUGUCUGUGACAACAGGCCUGGCAGUGGCGGGGUGUGUCAGUCCUGGUCCUGCAAGGAAGGCUACACUGGGAAAUUCUGUGACAGGACAUCCAAGAACUGUGGCCCGAGUGGGCUGUCCCAGUACUGCCACCAGCACGCUGUCUGCAGCCUCAAUGACACAGCAAGGUGCAUCUGCAUGGAUGGAUAUGAAGGGGAUGGGUUUUCCUGCCAGCCCGUCGACCUGUGCCUUCAGCCAGAACGGGGAGGUUGUUCACAGAAUGCCCUGUGCACCAGUACAGGCCCUGGCACUGCCACCUGCCAGUGCAAUGUGGGCUGGACUGGAGAUGGCAAGGCCUGUGUGCCCAUAGACAACUGCAUGCUGGAGAGCAGAGGGGGCUGCCACCUCAACGCCGACUGCGUCUACCUCGGCCCUGGACAGAGUAAGUGUGUCUGCAAGAGGGGCUAUGCUGGCGAUGGCCACAGCUGUGAUGCCAUCAACCCGUGCCUCAUGGACAAUGGUGGCUGCCACGACCUGGCUACGUGUGUACCUCUUGGUGGAGGGGAGAGAUCCUGUGUUUGCUCUGAAGGCUAUGUCGGGGAUGGCAUGACAUGCUAUGGGGACAUUCUAAAAGAGCUGGCCAGGAAUUCCCACUUUGCAGGCUUCUACGACUGGGUUAAGAAAUCUCUCUUCAGCAUCCCAGCAGGAGCCAAUGUCACUGUCCUGGUGCCAUCAGAGGCAGCUAUCAAGAACUUGAGCAAUGCUGAUAAAGAUUUCUGGUUGAGCCCUUACACGCUGCCAUUUUUAGUCAGAGCCCACUUCCUUGAAGGUGUCUUCACUGCAGAAAAGCUCAAAAAGCACGAUGGGCCAGAAUUACCCACUCUCAACCCACAGACCAGAUGGCAGAUAAACACCACGAGUGGUGUAUUGACCAUCCAGAAUGCAAGUGUAGUUGUCAGUGACAUCCCUGCCAGCAAUGGCAUCAUCCAUGUGCUCAGUAAGGUUUUGUUGCCGGCCCCAGGGGAUAUCCCCCCCAGCCCCCCGGGUCUGCAGGAGCAGCUCAGCACUGUGGCCUCCUUCAGCACCUUCAAGGAGUUGCUAGAGGAGUACCAGCUGAUUGGGAAAGUUGAGUCCUCUGAACGAUACACAGUUUUUGUUCCUGGAAACAAUUCCAUUGAGGAGUACUGCCGUGCUGCCAAUGUGACCCAGCUGGACAAUGAAACAGUGCAGUACCACAUUGUACUGGGAGAGAAGCUCUUGCCUGCAGACUUGAGAAGUGGAGUCCAUAAGAACAGCAUGCUAGGGCUCUCCUACUGGCUGAUGUUUUACCAAAACAGCACUCAGAAGUUUGUCAAUAAUAUUCCUUUGGAUGGAAAAUCCUUUGAGACGAAGAACGGCAUCCUGAUCGGGGUGUCCCAGGUGCUCCAGGUCCAGAAGAAUCGCUGCACGGCCAAUACCACCACUGUCCUGAAGUCAAGGUGUGGCAAGUGCGAGAAGGGGAUCAAGUGUCCUUCUGGAUCAGUCCUUGUGGAACCCCCUGGAAGCAGGAAUCUUGCUCGCUGUGAAUUGCGCUCGGCAGGUGCAAGAAUACUGGGCUGCCAUUUCACCUGUGCUAAAGUUUCUCUGAGAUCCGUCUGCUGCCCCGGCUACUACGGCCACAUGUGCGAGAUGUGCCCCGGGCAGCCGGGCCGGUGGUGCUCGGGGCACGGGGAGUGCCAGGACGGCGUCCAGGGCAGCGGGGAGUGCCGCUGCCUGGAGGGCUUCCACGGCACCGCCUGCGAGAUGUGCGAGGUGGGGCGCUACGGAGCCGACUGCACAUCAGAAUGUGGCUGUGACAAUGGCAUUUGUAACGACGGGCUGCAAGGGGACGGGAGCUGCCAGUGCUUCCCAGGGUGGACGGGCCCCACCUGCGAAGAAAGAAUCAAGAUUGACUUAUGCAACAACACUUGCCACCAAAUGGCCAACUGCCUCAACAGUUCCACAGAUUCCCAACCUACCUGCUUCUGCUCUGCUGGAUACACAGGGAAUGGGACCCAUUGCACAGAAAUAGAUCCCUGCACUAUCGACCAUGGUGGCUGCUCCAAGCACGCUGUGUGCACCAAAGUGUCCCCAGGAGAGAGAACCUGUGUUUGCAAGGAAGGCUAUGCUGGGGACGGGACCCUCUGCAUGGAAAUUGAUCUCUGUCUGGAAGGCAAUGGGGGCUGCCACACCAACGCAGAGUGCAUCAAAACAGGCCCGAAGAAGGUCGCCUGCAACUGCCUGCCAGGUUACAGUGGGGAUGGUGUGAGCCAGUGCAACCCCAUCAACCUGUGUGAACAGAACAAUGGAGGCUGCAGCCCCUUUGGGCUCUGCAAGUACACAGGCCCUGGCACCCGGAACUGCUCCUGCUCCUGGCACAGCAUUGGAGAUGGCUUCACCUGUCGUGGCAAAGUGCAUCAGGAGCUUGGAAGGAUUCCAGAUGCAUCCAUGUUCUUCAGGAUGAUACAGGCAGAAAGCAUCAAAGAACUCAGCGGGGCAGGGCCUUUCACUGUCUUCGUCCCACAGACAGAUUUCAUAGGAAACACCACCGUGUUUGAGGAGUGGAAGAGCAGAGGUCUCCUCAAGGACCUGCUUCGCUACCACAUGGUGGGCUGCCAGAAGUUGCUCUCCAGUGACCUGGAAGGCCAGGAGUCCCUUACAUCUUUAUCUGGCCACAGAAUAAAGAUCACAGUGAACGAGAAUAGCAUCACUCUCAAUGAGGAAGCCAAAGUGAUCACAAGUGACAUCGUGGGUGUGAACGGGGUCAUUCACUUCAUCGACAAGAUCCUCAUUCCCAGUGACCUGGAGGGCCAAAACAUUUCCUCGAAGCUCUUACAGAACGUCACGGAGGUGGCCGAGGCCUUCGGGUACAGCAUUUACAGCAAGCUGCUGCAGGACGCGGAGCUGCUGCCGCUGCUGGCGGAGCCGGUGCACAGACCCUUCACGCUGCUCUGGCCCACGGACGCCGCCUUCAGCGCCCUCCCGGAGAGCCGGCAGAAGUUCCUGUACCGCAGGGAGCACCGCGACGUGCUGGCCUCCUACCUCAAAGCACACAUGAUCAGGGACACCAAGAUUGUGGCUGGUAACGUGCCCCAAGUUGAAACCAUCCGGACCAUGCAUGGUUCCACCAUCUCAUUCAGCUGCAGCAAAGCCCACGUGGGGGAGAUUCUGGUGGGGGACGGCGACGCCACCAUCAUCCAGAGGCACAUGGAGUUCAACGGGGGCAUUGCUCAUGGCAUUGACAGACUGCUGGAGCCACCGGAUCUGGGAUCUCGGUGUGAUGAGUUCACCUUUGUUGAGCUGCAGGCACCUACAGAUAGCUGCGGAUUCUGUGGCUUCGAGCCACCCUGCCCUGCUGGCUCCGUUCAACGGGGGGAAACCAAGCGCUGCUACUAUUAUGGAAACCAGCUGCUGAGGAACACGUUCCUGUUCCACCGCAACUCCCUGCUGCGGCCGGCGUGGGGGCACUACCCCUGGGACCCCUUCAGGAGACACUUCUCCUCCCGGGGGCCUCUGAGACGGGGCUGCAGGAGGAGCUGCGUUUCCAGCCAGUGGCUCCCGCAGUGCUGCGCCAACCACUACGGCCGGGACUGCCGGGCGUGCCCGGGAGGGCUGGAGGCGCCGUGCGGCAACCGCGGGACCUGCGAUGACAAAAUCGGCGGCUCAGGGAUCUGCAACUGCAGCCAGGAGUUCAUCGGGACGGGCUGCGAGCUGUGCGCGCCCGGCAGAUACGGCCCGGAAUGCCGAGAGUGCAACUGCACUGAGAACGGUGUGUGCAAUGGAGGCCUGCACGGCGAUGGCUUCUGCUUCUGUGCCGAGGGCUGGACUGGGGACCGCUGUGAAAUCAGACUGGUGGUGACCCCCACCUGCUCUCCCCCGUGCCACGCCCAGGCCGCCUGCCGCGCCGGCAACCUCUGCGAGUGCGACCUGCACUACGAAGGGGACGGGAGGACCUGCUCAGUGAUCGACAUGUGCAGCCAGGACAACGGGGGCUGUGCCCGGCACGCUCAGUGCUCCCAAACGGGCGUGAACGUGUCCUGCACCUGCGACCCCGGCUACAGCGGUGACGGCUUCAUCUGCGAGCCCAUCGACCGCUGUGCCGACGGCAGGAACGGGGACUGCAGCGAGCACGCCCGCUGCAUCAGCACCGGCCCGAACGAGCGGCGCUGCGAGUGCAAGCAGGGCUACGUGGGCGACGGGACGCAGUGCCUGGAGGAGGCGGUGCCCCCCACAGACCGGUGCCUGGAGGACAACGGGCGGUGCCACCGGGACGCCGUCUGCACCGACCUGCACUUCCACGAUAAGACCAUGGGUGUGUUUCACCUGCAGUCACCCCGAAAAAAGUAUGACUUCACUUAUGAGCAGGCUCAGGCAGCCUGUGCUGCAGAAGGCGCUUCCCUGGCCACAUUCCAGCAGCUGGGAGCAGCGCAGCAGAUGGGAUUCCACCUGUGCUUGGUGGGUUGGCUGGACAAUGGCACGGCCGGAUACCCCACAGCCUACCCCAACCCCAGCUGUGGGUCCAGCCACGUGGGCAUUGUGGACUAUGGCUCCCGAAGCAACCUGAGCGAGACCUGGGAUGCGUUCUGCUACCAGGAGAAGGAUGUGACCUGCGCCUGCCGUGAUGGGUUUGUGGGAGAUGGGUACUGGUGCAGUGGGAAGCUGCCCGAGGUGCUCGCAGACCAGGACCGCUUCUCCACCUUCUAUUCCAUGUUGCUCAAUUUUGCCAAUGAGACAGAAGAAGGAAUGGAUUUUUUCAUGUAUUUGUCUGAUGUCUCCGCUCCCAAAACCCUCUUUGCCCCUCUGAAUUCUGGUUUUGCAGACAAUGAGACACUGACAGGAGAAGAACUGAAGCUCCACGUGUCAUCCAGCAAUGUCAUCCUCUUCAGCUUCAACCUCACAACGGGCACCAUCAUCCCGUCCCAGUCAGGAUACGACCUGCAUGUGUCAGACCUCCCAGCGAGCAACAGCACAGAGCACUCAGACGCCAAGGGCAUCAAUGACACGAUGAUUGUGGAGUGGGACAUCGCAGCUUUCAAUGGCAUCAUUCACGUGAUAGCAGAGCCACUGCGGAUCCCACCGCCCGUGGUUCACCUGGGCCAGGUGAACGGCGCGGCGCAGGGCUCCGUGGCCACGGGGACGGUGUCAGCGCUGUGCUUCGCGCUGGUCCUGGCUGCGGGCGCGGGCGCCGCCUACUACUGCGUGAGGCGGCGGCGGCAGCAGGGGCAGUUCGGGUACUAUCAGGCCGAUCUCCGCGGGGACGACGAGCACGAGGAGGAGGAGGCGGGGCCCCGCCCGGAGCGCGCGGGCGCGCGCGCCGCCAGGCCCCGCCCACAGCGGCCGCUCGUGGCCAUCCCCAACCCGCUGUACGGCGGCCACGCCCCCGACUACGAACUGCUGCACGACCCGCCCCUGGCGGACGCCGGCCCCGACACCCGCGCGUUCCUGCAGUGACCCCGCGCGGCCCCGACCGGAGCGCGCCGCCCCGCCGGGAAAUAAACAGCUCAGCGCCACCGGCCGUGCCCGCGCCUGCCUCGCCGCCCCCCUCCCACCGCCCGCCCCGCCGGUAGCGGCCGCCCCCGGCAGGUGGGAGCUCCAGCCCCUUCUCGCUCCCGCCCAGCGCCUGUCACGGCCCCGGAGGAGGUGGUGCCUGCCCAAACCUCCAGCACCCCGGGCGAGUUCAGCCGCUCCCGGGCACGCACGGCCCUCGGUGUUCACGUGCAGCAUCCCCCAGGGCCCGCCGGGCCUCGCUCCUGGGCCCUCCCCGUGCCCCAUGGUCAGGUACGAGUCAGGUCAGUCACGGCCCCGAACCCCCUCUCCGGUACCCCUGACUGCACUGCCGCUGCUGUACGGGCACCGACUGCGCCGUGCUGAGCGCCUCAGCCGCGCUCUGCCCAGUGCCCAGCCCGGCUUCGGCCCAGGCUGCCCUUGGCUGUGCCCCCAGGGGAGGCAGAGGAGCCCGCUGGGCGCAGGGAGCGGGUUAGUCAGUUAGUUACACAUGCUGCAGACAUUUAUUGAGCUACACACUACACACAGCACAAAGACAAGUGCCACAUGCACCUCCUACAGGUGUUUGAUUAGAGCACAUUAACAGAUUGUCCAAGCCACUGAGUUGAGCACAAGGCAUCUUGAAAGUGUGCGAGAGGCUGGCACAUGGCACAGAGACAAGGCAGUGACACACAAGUGACAGACUGACAGACCAGCCUGGCACAGCACGGGGGAGAAACAUGCAGGAGAAGAUCGUGUGUGUGUGUGUGUGACUCACUGAGGGUUGCUGUGCCUUUCUUUGAGUCACACAUCCUGGCACAGGGUCCCCCACCCUGGUUUCUCUUCCUCAGCUGCCCUACACUGACACCCCCAGCCCUCCCAGCCAGCACCAUGGCCCAGUGCUCACAAGGCCCUGGUGCCUGCCCCUGUGCUCAUCCCCAGCUCCCUCCAAACCCACAGCCCUUACCCACUCUGCAGUCACUCAUUCUGGUCCUGCUCACUGCCCAGCCCUCCUGUCUCUGUCCCCUCUCUCCUCCCUGUCACCUCAACACCGAUUGCCCCUGAGCAAGCUGGCACUGUCACCCUUGUUGCCAUCUGCAAAUGAUGUGGCAGUGAGGGGAGGAGAAAACCAAGGCAAUCACUAUCACCACUCCUUCAUCCUACAGCCAUCACUUCCCACAGCUGAGGGCAUGAGCUCCUGUAUCAUAGAGUCAACCAGUGUCAGAGUGGCACAAACUCCCAACACCCCCCCCACCUCACCUGCCCUCUGCGCAACACCCUGCAGGGCCCUGGGGCAGUCCAAAGCCUUCGCAGGACCAGCAAGGCCCUGAGCCAGGUGCAGAGCCCACUUUCUGCACCUCCCAUAGUAAACAAGCUCUCACCUCCCUGAGCCUCCUGACUGUCACCCUUGUCCCAUCCUCUAGACUCUGGCAUCACUGUUAGCAUCUCUUUGCUCUUCCUUCUGCUGAGGAGGCACCACAGGGCUUUGCCUGGCCACACUCACCCCCUCCCAAACAUCCUCACCUGCCCCUCCAGCCACAUCUCAGCCAACACAGGUGAUGGUCACCGCCUCUGCUGCCAACCCUGCACCUUCCCUGAGGGGCUGAACACAUCCCUCUGCAGCUCACAACAGACCACACCACAUCAAUUGCCAAAGUAUUGAUGUCACAUGGCUCCAAAACCAAAAUACCAACACUACACAGCCUUAAGCUUUCUCAAAACCCAGCCAUGUCCCCAGACAGUCACUUUGAGACCCUGUGACCUACUCCCACACCCAAGGCUUGUGCAUCCUGCCCUACCAGAGUCCCCAGUCUGGUGGGGAGCGGGAUGGGGCUGAGGGCUGCUGGACAGGUAACACUACUGAUGCUUUGUCAUGUGAUGCACUCACUGAUGGGCUUGAGUGGUUGCCCAGCUGGCAGCCCUGGGCCUCCCUGUCCAUCUGCAGAGUCACUCAUGCUGCAGUCCCAGGCUACGGGGGCAGCUAUAGACCUGGCACACCUUGUCACAACUCCUGUGGGCUGUUCUCACCAAGCACUGGAGAAGUGGAGCUCCAUGCCUGAGUCAUUUGUCUGGGCACAGAGCAGGGAGGGGCAGUGUCCCAU
This is a messenger RNA of Prinia subflava (tawny-flanked prinia), 10124 nucleotides long. It is a transcript of the gene STAB1, whose product is annotated as stabilin 1. NCBI's taxonomy places the organism in Eukaryota, Metazoa, Chordata, Aves, Passeriformes, Cisticolidae. Bases 172 to 7989 code for a protein of 2605 amino acids. Gene Ontology annotation, molecular function: calcium ion binding; hyaluronic acid binding. The transcript has 70 exons. Gene Ontology annotation, biological process: cell adhesion. The record is from RefSeq and is a predicted model, not a curated record.